AUGUACCAUUACAGUUUAAGAUAUUUUACAAAUUUUCAAUUUUUGCCUUUUGAUUUGGGUAAAGUUCAGGAACUUUUCAAUACCGUGAUCGAACGUUUGCAGUUUUUGUUCGUCCUGGCCGUGGCCGCCGUGAAGGCCUCUCAUUUCUCCCUGGAAGGCCAUGGUUACGGCAGUGAACCGAAGCUCAUCUCGCAAUCGGUUCAUCUGAAAGAAAUACCGACGAAAAUCAUUAAGGUCACGAAGACGGCUGUUGUCAAGGUUCCAGUGCCGUAUCCAGUCAAGGUGCCCCAUCACAUACCCGUCCCUGUGCCGGUGAACCAUCCGAUCGCGAUUCCGUACACGAAGCUAGUGAAAGUCCAGGAACACGUGCCGGUGGAGGUGUCCAAGCCAUACCCGAUCGAGAUUCAUCAGCAAGUACCUGUGGUGGUGCCGAAGGCGGUGCCGAUACCUCAGCCGGUACCCGUUCCUCAGCCUGUGACGUUGAACAAGCCUGUAUUUUACCCGGUACCACACCCGAUCCCUUAUCAGGCGCACAGCCAGUCGGAGGAAACCGUCGGUGGCGUGGGUGGUUAUGAUUCCGGUGACCACGGUGGUCACGAAUCGGAAAGCUAUAGCACUUACACGGUGAACCAACAGGGACACGACCAAGGAGGAAAUUUCCAACCAUCUCAGCCUGAUUACUCCGACCAUCAUUAA
Messenger RNA from Osmia bicornis bicornis, 696 nucleotides. RefSeq lists its product as uncharacterized. The record is from RefSeq and is a predicted model, not a curated record. NCBI's taxonomy places the organism in Eukaryota, Metazoa, Arthropoda, Insecta, Hymenoptera, Megachilidae. The transcript is spliced from 2 exons. The coding region runs from base 1 to 696 and encodes 231 amino acids.